Molecule: messenger RNA, 2116 nt
Organism: Nelumbo nucifera (sacred lotus)
Lineage: Eukaryota; Viridiplantae; Streptophyta; Magnoliopsida; Proteales; Nelumbonaceae
Gene: BAG1
Product: BCL-2-associated athanogene 1
Biological process (GO): protein stabilization
Cellular component (GO): cytoplasm
Molecular function (GO): adenyl-nucleotide exchange factor activity; protein-folding chaperone binding
Source: RefSeq, a predicted model, not a curated record
CUCUCGUCGCAGUUUCGAUUGAUUCGCUGGCCUUUCAUUUUUUCUGGUCUACUCCUCUUCGUUUAUAAGAAAGGAGAGGGUUUUUACUUUUUUAGGUGUUUCGUUGUUGGGUUUUUUUAUAUAAGUUUAUUCUUUCGAGUUCGAUUAGAUUUCUAUCAUUUUUAUCAUUUAUUUCUUCGAUUUAGCUCGGGCUUUGGACAUUGAUGAGGAGAUAUACUUGGGAUUGGGAGCAGGAGGUGUAAUCAUUGUUUUCGGGCUUCUGCGAUUGGUAACCAGUUGGAAGAGGCUCACUCGAUUUUAAGUUGCUGUCUGCCUUCUUUUCCGAGACGAAUAAUUGGUCGAUAUUGAAGAGAAGGUGGAGGAGGGCAGGCUGGAGCAUGGAGAGGAUUUGAUUUGUUUCCUGCUGGGCAAUAAGAAGAAUCGGAGUUCCUUGCAGUUUUCGAGUGAUUUUCUGGUUUGUGAUGCUUGGUUCAGACGUUUACAUCACUAGUUCGUCUUCUGACUUGGUGGGUCAGAAAUGUUUUUCUUUGAUUCCACUAGAGAUUGUUGCGAAGCGGACUUUCAAGAGAUCUGAGUCUCAGGUUCUUUCUUCUCUCUCGGGUUUCCUCUGACCCACCAGGAGAAAUAGACGAAAGAAGAAAGGAAAGACAUAAAGAAAUCCAGAGGAAGAAAAUUUGGAGUUUUUGACAUUUUGUAAAACAGGAACAGAAUAAUCUCAUUCCACUUUGGCUCAGGAAAGAAGGAAAAAACAAAAGGAAAAAAAAUUGGUCGAGAUGAUGCGAAUGAGGACGAAGACCACCGGAAUGUCGCCGGUGAAUGGAAUCACGGGGAACGGAGUAGGUGGGUCGGAGGUUGCAGAUUGGGAACUCAGACCAGGGGGAAUGCUGGUUCAGAAGAGGAACCCGGAUUCCGAUGGGGGUGCAAUCCCUGCUCAUACCAUCAGAGUUAGGGUUAAGCACGGCUCCAAUUACCAUGAAAUCUAUAUCAAUUCUCAAGCCUCAUUCGGUGAGUUGAAAAAGCUGUUGGCGGCACCGACUGGAUUGCAUCCUCAGGACCAAAAGCUUUUCUUCAAAGACAAGGAGAGGGACUCAAAAGCUUACCUAGAUAUUGUGGGAGUGAAGGACCGAUCGAAAAUUGUUCUGGUCGAGGACCCAACUAGCCAAGAAAGACGGUAUCUUGAGAUGCGCAAGAAUGCCAAGAUGGAGAAGGCAGCAAAAUCAAUCUCAGAAAUCAGCUUGGAAGUCGACAAGCUCGCUGGUCAGGUCUCGGCUAUUGAAUCAUUAAUCUCUAGAGGUGGGAAGGUUGCAGAGACGGAAGUGCUGAAUCUGAUUGAGCUGUUGAUGAAUCAAUUGCUUAAGUUGGAUGGAAUUAUUGCCGAUGGAGAUGUGAAAUUGCAGAGGAGAAUGCAGGUGAGGAGAGUGCAGAAGUACGUAGAGACCCUUGACUUGCUGAAGAUCCGGAAUGCAAUGCCCAAUGCCAAUGGUGCUCAAAUGCCAAUACAGCAACAGCAAAGACAUUCAACUGGACAAAUGUCAACAUUGCAACAACAACAGCAGCAAAAGCAUUCAACUGGACAAAUGCUAUCAAUGAUACAGCAGGAAAAGCAGCAGCCGCAAAGGGAAUGGGAUUUACUGGGUCAAAUUUCACCAGUUCAGCAGCAACAGCAGAAGCCACAGCCUGCAAGGCUUUCGGCAGCAGGACCAGUGGUGGUGACGACCCAAUGGGAGACAUUUGAUUUGGUGCCAGUUCCUUCAACAUCCACCACCACCACCACCACCACCACUACCAGUCAGAAUCCUCCUCCCAAGUUCAAUUGGGAGCUUUUCUAGCAAAUCAAUAUUGUAUAUCGUAUCAAGCCAAUGUGUUCUAGUGUUUGGGUCGUCUGUGUGCUUUGGGCUUGUCUCCAGUCAGUUGGGUCUCGUUUUUCUCCAUUCUUUUUUUUGCUCUGUAUUUAGAAUUUUAGUUUCUGAGAACAUCCCCCUCUACUCUCAUUCACUCCAUCAGGAAUAAAGGGGGUUAUUAUGAUAGUGAUUUUUAUUAUUUUAUUUCUUUUUUGAGUUCAUUUGUUGUCUGUAUGCGUCAGGUGGGUGAAGAUGGAGAUAGGAUAUAAUAUGUA